GCAGCCGUUCAUUCACAGUGCACUGGAUGUAAGUAGAACUCGCCCCUGGCAGCUGAAGAUGACGUUACUAUGGAAACAGUUUUUGCUGCUAUCAAUCAUGGAGUGUCUUGCAGAUUGUCUGGAUAAUAAAGUCUUUAAUGGCCCAAAAUGGCGGAUGGAGCCCAGUGAUCUGACAGUGGGUUCGCUGGAUGAAGAAGCCACACUUACUUGUGAUGCAAAGGCCAUUCCUGCCCCUCAAUACAGGUGGUCUCUGAACGGCACAUUGAUUAAUCUCAGGACUGAUUCACGUCGGCGGCUAUCUGGAGGGAACUUGGUCAUUAGGAGUCUGGACCGGGCCCAAGAUGGAGGGAUAUAUCAGUGCACUGCUUUCAACCCACUGGGAGCAAUUCUCAGCAGGAGAUCUAGCCUCCAGUUUGCAUACUUGAAUUUAAAAACUCAAACAAAAAGUGCUGUGUCUGUGCGAGAAGGCCAGGGGGUAGUUUUACUUUGUGGUACACCAUCGUAUGCUGGAGAUCUCUCAUUUGCAUGGGUUUUCAACGAGUACCCUUACUUUGUGCAGCAAGACAAUCGACGCUUUGUUUCUCAGGAGACGGGAAACCUUUACAUUGCCAAAGUGGAGCCCUCGGAUGUGGGUAACUACACGUGCGUGGUGGUAAACCGCAUCACUAAAGGCAAAGUUCUCAGCUCCCCGACCCCUCUGGUACUACGAACAGAUGGUGUAAUGGGCGAAUAUGAGCCAAAAAUUGAGGUUCAUUUCCCUGACAUGGUCCCGGCUGCAAAGGGAUCAAUUGUGACGCUUGAGUGUUUUGCUUUGGGAAACCCAGUUCCAGAGAUAACCUGGAGGAGAGCGAAUGGAGUUCCAUUUCCCAGCAAGGUAAAAAUGAAGAACUCUAAUGUCAUCCUGGAGAUUCCCAGUUUCCAGCAGGAGGACGCUGGAGGAUAUGAAUGUGUGGCAGAAAACAAGAUGGGAAAGAACAUGGUGCAAGGACGACUAUCUUUCCACGCAAAACCUCAAUGGGUGCAGACGAUGCGAGACAGUGCUUUGUCAAUUGAAGAGAGAUUGUUUUGGGAGUGUAAAACCAAUGGGAAACCCAAACCUUCAUACAGCUGGCUGAAGAAUGGAGAACUAUUGGCAGUUGAGGACAGGAUACAGAUAGAGAAUGGAGCUCUGACGAUCAGCUCUGUAAGCCUCUCAGAUGCUGGCAUGUAUCAGUGUGUAGCUGAGAACAAACACGGAAUCAUUUAUUAUGGUGCAGAGCUGGUGGUAUUGGCCUCGCCCCCAGACUUCUCCAGAAGCCCUCUCAGACCUCUGCUUAAAGCCAAGGCAGGCAGCACAGUCACAAUGGAGUGCAGGCCACAGGCCUAUCCCACAGCUAUCAGCCUGUGGAGGAAAGGCAACGAACCACUGCAGAGCACUGACAGGAUAAUUUUCCUCCCUGAUGGAACACUUAGAAUCACAAACGUGACCAAGAUAGAUGGUGGGACCUACUCAUGCUUGGCUAGAAACCAGUUUGGUGCAUCCAGCACUACGGGAAGAUUGCUGGUUACAGAUCCCACACAAAUCACCCAGGGUCCAGUGGACAUGGAGAUCAUUGUCGGGGAGAGCAUCAUCCUGUCCUGCCAGAUCUCCUGUGACCCUGCUCUAGACGUGUCUUUCUCUUGGGCCUUCAAUGGGCAGCUCCUCAACAAACUAGACCAACAUUAUGAUCAUGUGGGUGGGAGCACAUCUGGAGAUCUGAUGAUACGAAAUAUACAGCUGAAACAUGCCGGAAAAUAUGUCUGUGUUGUCGACACAGAUGUCGAGAGUCUAUCAGCUUCUGCUAUUUUAAUUGUGAAAGGUCCCCCAGGAGCUCCAGAUGGCGUUACAGUGGAGGAGAUCACAGACAGCACAGCUCAGCUAUCUUGGAGACCCAGCCAGGACAACGGCAGCCCCAUCACAAACUAUAUCAUCCAGGCAAAGACAGCUUUCACUGUGGGAUGGCAGGCGGUGAACACGGUCCCAGAGGUGAUUGACGGGAACACAUUGACGGCGACACUAGUGGAUCUGAAUGCAUGGGUGGAAUUUGAGUUCCGAGUGCUGGCCAGAAACAGCGUCGGCAUGGGGGGACCAAGUCCAGCUUCUUUUAAGACCAGAACCGAAGAUGCAGUUCCUGACACAGCCCCCGCCAAUGUCGGAGGGGGAGGUGGUUCCAAGUCAGAGUUAGUAAUAACAUGGGAGCCUGUGCCUGAGGAACUGCAAAAUGGAGACGGUUUUGGCUACAUCAUCGCUUUACGGCCACUUGGAGAGGUCAACUGGACACACGCUGUCACCUCCACACCAGGACAGUCCCGUUUUGUGUACCGGAAUGAGAGCAUUCCACCCUUUUCUCCAUUUAAUGUGAAAGUGGGUGCAUACAACACCAAAGGCCAGGGACCUUUCAGCCCCGUCACCAUUGUGUUCUCCGCUGAGAAUGAGCCCAGUGGUGUUCCAGGAGGAGUGUGGACCAAAAGCAUUUCUGCCACUGAAAUUGGCGUGAGCUGGAACAUUCUCACUACUUCCCCAGAAAGAGUAUUGGGCUAUGAGGUGGUGUACUGGGAGGAUGAUACAAAACCGGAGACCAUGGGCAAAGUCAGAGUGUCCGCCAAUCAGAACAAGGUUAACGUCAGUGGUCUGAGAGCAUACACUCAGUAUUUCCUGACAGUGAGUGCUUUCAACACGGCAGGAACUGGUCCUCUCUCGCCCACAAUCAAUGUGACUACUAAGAAGUCCCCGCCGGGGCAACCACCUUUGAAUGUGGAGUGGAACUUGAUUGGCUCUAAGCUCACUGUUCAUUGGGAGCCUGUAAUUCCUCUGGAAAUGGAGUCAGAGGUUACUGGGUAUCAAGUGUCAUACAGAAGGAACAGACAUAAAGAAAUUAACACAAUAACAACAAACCUGACCUCAGUGGAGCUCACUUUACCUGCUGACGAUGAUUACAUCAUUCAGAUCCGAGCGCUGAGUGACGGAGGAGAAGGCACAGCCACCAAACCCAUCAACAUCCAUAAACUAAGUAUGAGUGUACGAGGAUCCAGAGCCUGGAGACCCAAUACCAUCCCCAUCUCCUUGCUUUCUAUUAUUGCAUUGUGGACAGUGAGACCAGCUUUGUGUUAA
Xyrauchen texanus (razorback sucker) is the source of this 3130-nucleotide messenger RNA. Its product is annotated as contactin-3-like. Bases 59 to 3130 code for a protein of 1023 amino acids. NCBI's taxonomy places the organism in Eukaryota, Metazoa, Chordata, Actinopteri, Cypriniformes, Catostomidae. Gene Ontology annotation, molecular function: protein binding. The transcript is spliced from 22 exons. Gene Ontology annotation, biological process: cell-cell adhesion. The record is from RefSeq and is a predicted model, not a curated record.